Molecule: messenger RNA, 2718 nt
Organism: Podarcis raffonei (Aeolian wall lizard)
Lineage: Eukaryota; Metazoa; Chordata; Lepidosauria; Squamata; Lacertidae
Gene: ST8SIA1
Product: ST8 alpha-N-acetyl-neuraminide alpha-2,8-sialyltransferase 1
Exons: 5
Coding region: 507-1556 (349 amino acids)
Biological process (GO): N-glycan processing; oligosaccharide metabolic process
Molecular function (GO): alpha-N-acetylneuraminate alpha-2,8-sialyltransferase activity
Source: RefSeq, a predicted model, not a curated record
AGGAUCCCAACCCCUCCCCUCUCUCCCCUCCCCUCCCCAGACUCGCAGCCGACAAGGAGAGGACCGGGCGGGUUGCCGCUCCGUCGGGGCGUCGCUGCGCUUUGCACAGCUUUUUGCAAAGCGAGCCGGGCAGCACAUGCGAGCUGCGCUCUGCUUUCUCUCUCUCUCUCUCUCUCGGAUCUCCCUCCCUCUUUAGAAAUCGCGGAGGGAGGCGGCGGAGGCUUUGCAAGGCCGGACGAGCCAUGGGGGGCCCCGUGGGCUUGCCCUCCCUCCCUCCUCCUUGCAGCCCCCACCCCUUUCCCCGGCGUCUUUAAGCAGCAGCGGCAGAAGGAGGAGGAGAAGGAACGGCGCGCCUGGGCGCAUCGGCGAGGAAGAGGAACGCGCUGCUGCUGCUGCUGUUUUCGGCGGCGGCGCCCUGGCCAUGGGGCGCUUCUUCGCCCCCGGAGGAUGAGGUGGUGGUCGGGACUGCGGCUCCUGCGGCGCCGGGAGCUGCCCGCUGGCUCCCGAUGAGCGACUGGAAGGCGGGGAAACGGCAUCGGAGGAUGGCGGCGGGUCUCCUGGCGUGCAAAGGCCCCCGCACCCGGCUGCCGGUGGGCGCCAGCGCCCUGGGCUUCUUUGUCCUCUGCUGGCUGUACAUCUUCCCUGUCUACCGGCUGCCGGACGAGAAGGAGGUCGUGCAGGGAGUCCUGCUGCAGCAAGGCAGAGCCUGGCGGAGGAACCGCAGCGCCGUGGCCGGAUUCAGGAAACUACUGAAAGACUGCUGUGACCCUGGGCGCUUCUUUGCCAUGACUAAAGAGAACUCUCCGGUGGGGAAGAACCUGUGGUAUGACGGGGAAUUUCUGUACUCCUUCACCAUCGACAACGAAACCUUCUCCCUUUUCCCAAAGGCAACGCCAUUCCAGCUGCCAUUGAAGAAAUGCUCUGUGGUAGGAAAUGGUGGGAUUCUGAAGAACAGCGGCUGCGGCAGACAGAUAGACCAAGCGGACUUUGUCAUGCGAUGCAAUCUUCCACCUCUCACCAGUGAAUACAGCAAGGACGUUGGGUCCAAAACUCAGCUGGUAACUGCAAAUCCCAGCAUAAUUAAGAAAAGGUUCCAGAACCUUCUUUGGUCCCGAAAAGCCUUUGUGGACAGUGUUAAAGUCUACAACCAGAGCUACAUCUAUAUGCCGGCCUUCUCCAUGAAAGCGGGAACAGAGCCCUCUCUCAGGGUCUACUACACCCUAGCAGAUGUUGGCGCCAGGCAAAAGGUGAUUUUCGCCAACCCAAACUUCUUGCGCAACAUCGGAAAGUUCUGGAAGAACAAAGGAAUCCAUGGAAAGCGGCUGUCGACGGGCCUCUUCCUGGUCAGUGCAGCCCUGGGUUUGUGUGAAGAAGUAACGAUUUAUGGGUUCUGGCCCUUUUCGAUGGACCUGCAUGGGAAGUUUAUCAGUCACCACUACUACGACAACAUCUUGCCGGAUUCGUGGUUUCACGCUAUGCCGGAGGAAUUCCUACAGCUGUGGUUUCUCCACAAAAGUGGCGUGUUGCGAAUGCAGCUGGAACAUUGCGAAGCCUGAGAACCUGGGUCUGAGGGAGUUGGUGUGUCUCGCUAAAUGAACAAACUGGGGAAAGGCUGUGGGGACUCAAAACCCAACCUUAAAAUGGGAUUUGCAUGGAAUGCUACAAUAACAAUUGCUCCAUUGAUAACUUGAAGACGGACAGAGGAGUCAGAGUCCUCACGUGCAGUGUUUCAUGAGGUGAUUGGUGGUUAUCUCAGCAAAAUGGCGUAAUUUGACUGGGUGUUGCCAACGUUGUGACUCAAGAGCAUCAAGCAGUUUGAAGAGGGGUAGGGGGUUACAAAGGGCUUUUGCUGAGUAUUUCAUAUUGCUCAGAUUUAAGACUGGCAACCCAUUCAAUUGGGGAUAUGGUUUCCUUUUGGUUUCCUUUUUUUGUUUCCAAAGCUGGAUUUUGAAAGGUGCCUGGAGUCAACCAUUCCUGUUUCUUUCAGGGAGUAUUGAACAAGUCAUAGGACAGUGCCAAUUUUUCUCUCCUUUUGUUUUGUUUUUGUUUUGUUUUUAAAGAAAAUGACAGGUUACUCCUUUCAAUAGCAGUAUUCUCCAGUCCUUGUAGCAUAAACUGGGAAACCUUUUUUUUAAAAGAAAUGUGAAUGUUUUUUAAGCAAAAUAUUUAUUUUUUGAUGAAACAAAUUGCCCGGUCUUUCCACACAGGCCUAUUGCUGUAAGGUAAUAGAUGCUGUUGAGCAGUCCAGAUUGCUCUUGGUCAUAAAACCCAAACCUAUUUGAUCCCACGGUGCAGAACUGGGCACAAUUCUGAGCUGGCCUCGCAUUGUCAAAAUGCCGAGUAGCUGCACAUUUGAGAAGCAAGAAUCUGGCCUGGUUGAUAGACCCUGGGCAGUCAGUUCCUGUUUUUGUAGACACUUAACUGGAAGCCAAUUUUGCAAUGCCUGAAAGUUGCGUGCUGGGUUUCCAGUAUGGGCUUCAUCCUACAUUCCUUUGCGUUCCAGGCCCACCAAGAAGGUGGUGCAUUGUACUUAAGAAUCAGAACUGCUGUUCAGACUUUGGGGAGGAACCACAGGUUCAAUCUCCCAGGAUCAAUCUUUCCGAAAUAGAGGGUCCUAGGUCACAGUAGGAAAGGACCUUCUUGCGUGAAACCCGCAAUGGUGGCCUGGCCAUGUAUAAUGCAAACUUCACUUUUGCAAUUGUAACUUUCUUUGAUUCA